Molecule: messenger RNA, 1136 nt
Organism: Homo sapiens (human)
Lineage: Eukaryota; Metazoa; Chordata; Mammalia; Primates; Hominidae
Gene: OSTC
Product: oligosaccharyltransferase complex non-catalytic subunit
Exons: 5
Coding region: 58-573 (171 amino acids)
Biological process (GO): glycoprotein biosynthetic process
Cellular component (GO): endoplasmic reticulum; oligosaccharyltransferase complex; membrane
Source: RefSeq, marked validated
CUGUUUCCGGGAGGCGCGUGGGGCUUGAGGCCGAGAACGGCCCUUGCUGCCACCAACAUGGAGACUUUGUACCGUGUCCCGUUCUUAGUGCUCGAAUGUCCCAACCUGAAGCUGAAGAAGCCGCCCUGGUUGCACAUGCCGUCGGCCAUGACUGUGUAUGCUCUGGUGGUGGUGUCUUACUUCCUCAUCACCGGAGGAAUAAUUUAUGAUGUUAUUGUUGAACCUCCAAGUGUCGGUUCUAUGACUGAUGAACAUGGGCAUCAGAGGCCAGUAGCUUUCUUGGCCUACAGAGUAAAUGGACAAUAUAUUAUGGAAGGACUUGCAUCCAGCUUCCUAUUUACAAUGGGAGGUUUAGGUUUCAUAAUCCUGGACCGAUCGAAUGCACCAAAUAUCCCAAAACUCAAUAGAUUCCUUCUUCUGUUCAUUGGAUUCGUCUGUGUCCUAUUGAGUUUUUUCAUGGCUAGAGUAUUCAUGAGAAUGAAACUGCCACGGAGUCUCGCUCUGUUGCCCAGGCUGGAGUGCAGUGGCGUGAUCUCGGCUCACUACAAACUCUGCCUCCCAGGGGCUAUCUGAUGGGUUAGAGUGCCUUUGAGAAGAAAUCAGUGGAUACUGGAUUUGCUCCUGUCAAUGAAGUUUUAAAGGCUGUACCAAUCCUCUAAUAUGAAAUGUGGAAAAGAAUGAAGAGCAGCAGUAAAAGAAAUAUCUAGUGAAAAAACAGGAAGCGUAUUGAAGCUUGGACUAGAAUUUCUUCUUGGUAUUAAAGAGACAAGUUUAUCACAGAAUUUUUUUUCCUGCUGGCCUAUUGCUAUACCAAUGAUGUUGAGUGGCAUUUUCUUUUUAGUUUUUCAUUAAAAUAUAUUCCAUAUCUACAACUAUAAUAUCAAAUAAAGUGAUUAUUUUUUACAACCCUCUUAACAUUUUUUGGAGAUGACAUUUCUGAUUUUCAGAAAUUAACAUAAAAUCCAGAAGCAAGAUUCCGUAAGCUGAGAACUCUGGACAGUUGAUCAGCUUUACCUAUGGUGCUUUGCCUUUAACUAGAGUGUGUGAUGGUAGAUUAUUUCAGAUAUGUAUGUAAAACUGUUUCCUGAACAAUAAGAUGUAUGAACGGAGCAGAAAUAAAUACUUUUUCUAAUUAA